Messenger RNA from Fusarium fujikuroi IMI 58289, 708 nucleotides. RefSeq lists its product as uncharacterized. Bases 1 to 708 code for a protein of 235 amino acids. The transcript is spliced from 2 exons. NCBI's taxonomy places the organism in Eukaryota, Fungi, Ascomycota, Sordariomycetes, Hypocreales, Nectriaceae. The record is from RefSeq and is a predicted model, not a curated record.
AUGAAGUUUGAUGGCUGGGUAUCUCUCUCGUUGGACAACCGUAUCCGUGUGGAUAAUGCCCGCGAGCCUUGGACAAUUGCUAUUGUUGGAGAACUCUUGACCGAGGGUCGUAAGAAGGCAAUGAUGGAUGGCAAGGGUCAUAUACAAGAGAACCUGAAGCAAAAGGCCAAGGAGGCCAAUCUCGAGGCAGUACCGACAUCUCCAAGUGGUCUCAUCGAACAGCUUGCCCAAGUCGUCAACAGCGAAAUCCCUCGUAUCAGCUUCGACUACUUGACCAUGCACAACAUCGCCUGGUCCUUCCUCACCGAUCUCAAGCGUGCCUUCACCGCCGAAGUCGGCCCCAAGUUCCUCAACUACAUACCUUCGGAGGACCAGCUCCCCUUUGUAGUAGGCUAUGUCUUCUCGACGGCCGCAGGACAUGGAAGCACCGAUGUCCGAGAGCGCGGGGUGGGCAAUGAUAGGUUCCUCAACGUGGCCACCGAAGUCAUGGACGAGUUUCUACACGAAGGUAAAGGGAAGAUUAUCAAGGAGGCGAGGGAAGCGAAUGUUGAGCCGGAGGAUGUUGAGGAUGUCGAUGUUGAUGGGUCUGAGUUGUGGGGGCCGAGGAAGUUCAAUAUGGAGCAGUUCAGGAGGGAUGGGCACUUGGGAGCAAGGGCGAGUAAUGCUGAUGUUGCGGAGCUCAUGAGGCUACUUCAGAUGAUGGGUUGA